This is a messenger RNA of Solanum verrucosum, 1288 nucleotides long. Its product is annotated as 2-alkenal reductase (NADP(+)-dependent)-like. The coding region runs from base 111 to 1157 and encodes 348 amino acids. The record is from RefSeq and is a predicted model, not a curated record. The transcript has 5 exons. Gene Ontology annotation, molecular function: 2-alkenal reductase [NAD(P)H] activity. NCBI's taxonomy places the organism in Eukaryota, Viridiplantae, Streptophyta, Magnoliopsida, Solanales, Solanaceae.
AGAAUAAUUAAAGAAGUUUGCAGCUUAUCUGUUGCGGUGGCAGGCGGUAGUUGUGGUUUGACUUUAGGCGGUGUAGAUCUGAGUAUAAAGAGAGAAGAAAGGAGAGAGUAAUGGAUUCAAGCAUGAUGUUAGCUAACAAGCAAGUUGUGUUGAAGAAUUAUGUUGAAGGGUAUCCAAAAGAGAGUGAUUUUGAGUUACGAAGUUCAAUGAUAAGUAGCCAUAUUCCACAAGGAUCAAAGGGUUUAUUUGUCAAGAAUCUUUACUUGGCUUGUGACCCUUAUAUGCGCCACAGGAUGUCUCAUCAUAUAUCGAACGAUGUUCCUUUACUUGCCUCAUUCAAUCCUGGUUCUGUCAUUAUUGGACUUGGUGUGGCCAAAGUUAUUAAAUCCGCAGAUGCAGAUUUUGAGGAGGGGGAUUAUAUCUGGGGAAUGACUGGUUGGGAAGACUAUACUUUGAUUCUUAAUACCAAUGGACUUUUCAGGAUCAAAUAUACAGAUGUGCCUCUCUCAUACUAUGCUGGAAUUUUAGGUAUGCCAGGACUUGCAGCCUAUAUUGGUUUUAAUAAUCUAUGCUCUGCUAAGGAAGGGGAUGUAGUUUAUGUCUCAUCUGCAGCAGGAGGAGUUGGUCAGCUUGUUGGACAAUUUGCGAAAAUGAAAGGUUGCUAUGUCGUUGGCAGUGCUAGUACUGAUGAAAAGGUACAUCUUUUAAAAUCACAACUUGGCUUCGAUGAUGCUUUUAACUACAAACAAGGAAAUGAUCUUGCCGGUGCCUUGAAAAGUCAUUUCCCCAAGGGUAUUGAUGUUUACUUUGAGAACGUUGGAGGAAAUAUGCUGGAUAAGGUGCUUUUGCACAUGAACCUCUAUGGUAGGAUUGCAGUUUCUGGGAUGAUCUCUCAGUACAAUUUAAAGAAACCAGAUGGUAUCCACAAUUUGUUUUGUCUUAUCUCAAAGAGAUUACGAAUGGAAGGUUUUUCUGAGUUUGACUUCCGGCACAAGGUUCCAGAGUACCUCGAGUUUGCAAUUCAGCUAAUAAGAGAGAAAAAACUGCUUUUUGUAGAAGACAUUGCUGAGGGUUUAGAAAAUGCUGCAUCAGCUUUUGUUGGUAUUUAUCAUGGGCGAAAUGUUGGAAAGCAGAUUAUUCAAGUUUCAACUGACUGAGAACUUGAAGAAUUUGGGUGAAAACAAAAAAAUACUGUGUUUCAAAGCAAUAUGCUGAGGAUAUUGAUUCAGUCCUCCUUUUGAGUAAACUGUUAUAUUAUUUAUUUUUUGUGGUGAAAACGUUGCAGAGU